Molecule: messenger RNA, 3870 nt
Organism: Melampsora larici-populina 98AG31
Lineage: Eukaryota; Fungi; Basidiomycota; Pucciniomycetes; Pucciniales; Melampsoraceae
Product: phosphotransferase
Exons: 9
Coding region: 1-3870 (1289 amino acids)
Biological process (GO): intracellular signal transduction; microtubule cytoskeleton organization; protein phosphorylation
Cellular component (GO): cytoplasm
Molecular function (GO): tau-protein kinase activity; protein serine/threonine kinase activity; ATP binding
Source: RefSeq, a predicted model, not a curated record
AUGAACUCAGAACAACAACAACAACAACAACAACAACAAGACCACCAUCAAGAAUCAACUCAAUCAUCUUCAAAUCAUCAUCAUCAUCAUCAACACUCAAACUCAUUACCUAAAACUCAUCAAAACCCAAUCAAAUCUGAACUUACCAUUCCACCUUACAAUCCAUCUAAAAAGAAUCAUCAUUCAUCUCAAUCUCAACAACAACAACAACAUCAUCAUCAUCAAUCUAACUCAACUCGUCCUAGACCUGUCACCACUGCCAUCACACCUGUCUCUUCUAACAAUCCUAAUCAUCAAACUCAAUCUCGAAAUCAUCUACCACCCAACAUGCCAGUUCCUGCUACACCUUCGAAUCGUAAUCGAGCAUCUCAUCAAAUUCAAACUUCAAACACUUUACCAAACACUUCAACAGAUGAAAACUCAUCUCAAUCCAACUCACUCAGUAUGGUCGGACCUUCUCAUCCAAUGCCACGUCAAAGAAUCUAUUUCGGUCCUUAUCUCUUACUUCAAACACUCGGUGAAGGUGAAUUUGGAAAAGUUAAAUUAGGUGUUCAUUCCUCACCAGACAGAUGGGGUGAAGAAGUAGCCAUCAAACUUAUCAAACGUGGAAAUGUAGAUACUCAAGCUAGAAUGAUCAAGGUUGCUAGAGAAAUCGAUGUUUUGAAAUUGGUCAAACAUCCUAAUAUCGUUCGAUUAUAUGAUGUGAUUGAAACUGAAAAAUAUAUUGGAAUCGUAUUGGAAUAUGCUUCUGGUGGUGAACUCUUUGAUCAUAUCUUGGCUCAUCGUUAUUUAAAAGAAAAAGACGCGUCCAAAUUAUUUGCUCAACUUAUUUCGGGUGAUCGAUCGAAUGAUUUGAUGGCCACUUCUUGUGGUUCACCUUGUUAUGCGGCUCCUGAACUGGUCGUACAAGACGGUCGAUACGUUGGUAGUCAAGUGGAUGUUUGGUCUUGUGGUGUGAUUCUAUAUGCUAUGUUGGCCGGUUAUCUUCCUUUCGAUGACGAUCCUUCCAACCCAGACGGCGAUAACAUCAAUUUACUUUACAAGUAUAUCAUCAACACCCCGCUCAGCUUUCCUGAAUGGAUCACUGAUCAACCCAAAGAUUUACUCUUGAGAAUGCUCGUACCUGAUCCUUUGAAGCGCUGUGCGCUUUCGGAAGUCACUUCUCAUCCAUGGCUAGCUAAAUACGCUCAUCUCUUUGAUCGCUCAAUUGAAGAACUCGAAUUGAUUUCAGAAGAUAAUGAACAACAGAAACGGAUGGCAUUACAGGCUCAGAGACAGGCUAUGGCCGCUAACAAUGGUCGGGGUGGAAGUGGAGCGACAUCAGGUGAUUCGAUGGGUCGUAGUCAAAGUGCAGCUCAUCCUUCUGGUAUUUCGGGUCGAGCACGUGCUCAUCAGAGUGCCAUGGUGGUUCCUACGACGUCUAGUGUGGCAGAGAGCGAGUUUGUUCAAUCUCCGAGUGCUUAUCAACAGCAACGUCAACAAUCUACUACGUCAGGCUCAACUUCGACUGUCACUCACUUGCAACCUACUCCUCAACCUACAGCACCGACAUCGAAGACCAGAAGAGCUCAAGCUCAAUCAGCCAUGGUCAUUCCAACUAGUACGACUCGUCAAAACAAAGAGAAUGAAGUUCUGGCCGGUAUGGAAGAUGUUCAUAAUGCUCAUGGGGCUGAUCACAAGAAGCCUGUCGAACUGGUUAAUGAUGGCGAGGAAAUCGCUUCAGGAACCAAGGACGCGAGUAAGAAACGUAAAGUUAAUGCAGCUGGUGUUACACCUGGCUCAAACCAACAACGAUACACUGUUCAAGUCGAAUAUAGCGCAACACCUAGUCCAGAUUCUCGAGCAAAGGGUAAAGCAGUUGAACGAGUUGGAGAAGAUGGUAUGGUAGAAACGAGAGAGGAUGAAGCUCUUCAAACACCCAAGACGACUCACCGUCCAUCUCGUCCAACAAACGAAGACACACCUAUUGCUCGAGAGGCUCGUGAUGUGGUACAAGAGAGUACACCUCCACCUAAUCGAACGACUAGGUCAUCUAACACUAGUGCUAAUCCGGUUAUCAAUGUUACUCAACCACUUGCUGGAAAAGAAAAUGAAGCUCAAAAAUCGGCUCAUUUACCUUUCCCUUCACCACCCAUUGGAUCAAAGACCAUAACUAUGAUUGGAGGACAAUCAAAUCAAGCGCCUGCUGGAAAGCCAACUCACACCAAUGUGGAAGGUAUCAUUGCGGCAGAAUCAGCUGCAUCGAAGAAGGACAGUCGACAUCGAAAAGGAAUGUCGACCGAUCGAUUCUUAUCACGUUUACUUGGUUCGAGCCAACAAGGUAAUGGCAACAGUGCGAUCCCACCGUUACCUCCACAACCACCUCCCAGUGCAUUGAAGAAGCCUACUGGCUAUAGUGCUGUAGCUAAUGCAUCUAAGAAUACUAGACGAAAGGCUCUCAGUAUGGUAGUUGAACCAUUGAGUGGGAAGAUUCCAGGAACAAGUUCGGCUAAUCGAGCCAAUAGGAAAUCAGCCAAGGUUGUACCUCCUUCGCCUGGAACGGUUACCAGUCCUACAUCAUCGAAUGCAUCCAAUGAUCCAUCAAGGAGACCUCGACGUGGUAGUACUAUGGUACCUGGUUCAUCUGAAAGUACUCGACAUAAUCGAAGGAUGACAUUAGCAGGAAGUUCGAAGAAAGAUGGCACACAUGGUCAAUUAGUGAUUUCGAGUCCUGUUUUGAUCAAUCCUCAACCACAAACUCCGAUCAGUCCAUCUACUCAAAUCCUUGGUGAAGAGACUGUAGUAGUUGAUGAGAGAGGUUUAUCGGGAUCACCUAACUGGAGUCAACAUACGGCUGCAGGCAAUAGCACUUCUCAUCUCAGUUCUAGUUCAUCUAAGGCUAAGAGGGUGAUGGAUUGGUUUAGGUUCAAGAGUUUGAAUACUAGUACGACGAGUACUAAUACGACGGUGAUGAAUUCUAAUCCAACUAAUUAUGAAGAAAGUGUGAUUCCUCCGACUCCGUUUAUGACGGAUUUUGAUGAACGUAGGAAGAAUGGAGAAUCGGUGGUAGGUAAUUCUGGUAAUGUGAAUCAAAUCAACACUUCUUCCAAGAAUACUACUAAACCGGUGGCUAGUAAUAGUAGUUUGAGUACUAGAGAUGUUCAAACUACUGGAGAUGAAUCUGCGGUUUUGGUUCAGAACAAUACAACAAGAUCUACAUCAGUGAAUGUGCCACCACAAACUACACCGUUUAAUGAUUCGAAAUUAAAAUUACAUCAUGGAGCGAUUGAUCAGAAUGCGAUUUCAUCCAUCUCACCACCUUUGAUUAUGUUUCAAUUAAAGAAGAUCUUAUGGGAAUUAGGAAUCGAAGUGACAGAAGAGAAUUCGAUGAAAUUAAAAGCGAUGAGAAGAUCCAAGAAAAAGGUAGUCGCUAGUCUUGGAUUAGGUGUUUUUGAAGCUUUACAACAACAACAACAACAACAACAGAGUGGUGGGACUACUUCGGGUUCAUCUUCUAUUGGUGUACCUCCUUUACAUGGUCCUAAUGGUGGUGGUAGUAGUGGGGGUGGUGGGUUUAAGUCAAUCUUUAAUAGGAAAGCUUCGGGAAUGUCUGUUUCGGGAAUUAUUGAUCAGAUUGGAAGUGUGGGUAGUGGGAAUGGAUCGAAUGAACUUCAACCUUUACCGGCUUAUUCUGAUGAUCCAUCAGUAGAUAGUGGUGAUGAUGUUAGAUUUACUGUGGAGAUUACUAAGUUGCGAGGUUUGAAUGGGCUUUAUGCUGUGGAUAUUAAACGAUUGAAAGGAUCGUUGUGGAGUUUUAAGUAUUUGUAUUUACAAAUCUUGGAAAAAGCUGAGUUAGGUGGUGGUGGUGGUGGGGGUGCGAUUGGAGUAUGA